Messenger RNA from Petromyzon marinus (sea lamprey), 1537 nucleotides. The record is from RefSeq and is a predicted model, not a curated record. Lineage: Eukaryota; Metazoa; Chordata; Hyperoartia; Petromyzontiformes; Petromyzontidae.
GGAAGUGGGUUACAAUUUAGUUGCAAGAUUUGAGGAUACAACAACAACAACAGACAGAUUGAGUUAAUAGAAAGCGUGUAAAGAGAGUUUCAGGGCUCGACAGAUUCCUCCAAUGUCAACGAAUCUGAUUAUUCUUCCACCAGCGGUGGCACGGGAAAACAAUUGCAGGCGUGCGCCUUUGCCCAUUUAGCUUUGCAAGACAAUCGCACCGUUUUCUUUGUUUGAUAACGGAGAAGGGUGAACUUAAUUUGCCAUGAUGGUGGGCGCAUCUGAAACAGAAGAACAACCAAUGUUGAAUUUUCAUUACAAGUAGCAAAUGUGAUUGUGUUGUUGUUGCAUGAGCUCGUUCAUCGAGGAAAGUCUCACCGAGCCCCGAGACUCGUUUGGCGUGUUAUGGGGGGUGUCCUGCCACACGUUCACACAGCGGCCGCCCGAUUCCUCUCAAAUAUUUCCCAUCGCUCGCUUUCCCCCUUCUCUCUCUCUCUCUCUCAACCUCCCCCCCCCCCAACGCAGGGGCCUCAUGCCGCUGACGCUCGACGGGCAGAUCACGAUGGAGAAGACGCCGAGCUAUUUCAUCACGAAGGAGGCCCCCGAGCGGAUCCGCGCGAUGGACGGCGGGCGGACGCGCCUCAUCGUGGUGGUGCGCGACCCCGUGACCCGCGCCAUCUCCGACUACACCCAGACGCUGUCCAAGCGCACGCUGGGCACCGCGUCCUUCGAGGCGCUCGCCUUCCGCAACCGCUCGUCGGGGCUCGUCGAGCCCCAGUGGAGCGCCCUGCGCAUCGGGCUCUAUGCCGACCACCUGGCGCGGUGGCUGAGGGCGUUCCCCCGCGAGCGGAUGCUCUUCGUGAGCGGCGAGAGGCUCGUGUCGGACCCGGCGGGCGAGGUCGGGCGCGCCCAGCGGUUCCUGGGCCUCAAGACGAUCGUCACGGACAAGCACUUCUACUUCAACGCCACCAAGGGCUUCCCGUGCCUCAAGAAGGCCGAGGGCAGCGGGAGGCCCCACUGCCUCGGCAAGACCAAGGGGCGCACGCACCCGAGCGUCGACGCUCGCGCCCUGGUGCGCCUGCGCGACUUCUACCGCCCGUUCAACCUCAAGUUCUACCAGAUGGUGGGGGAGGACUUUGGGUGGGAGUAGCCGCGGUCGCGGCGGCUGCCGGCGGCAACGGGGCAGAGGCGGAAAUGUGAUUUGGGUGGGUGAUUGGGCGAGGGCGCGAUUGGAUGAGUGAGUGGGUGAUUGGGCGAUCGAGAGGUUGGGUGAGUGAGGGAUUGGUUGAGCGGGUGAGCGGGCGCUUGGUCGAGUUAGAGAUUGGGUGAGUAGGCGAAGUGGAUGAGUGAGUGGGUGAUCGAGAGGUUGGGUGAGGGAUUGGUUGAGCGGGUGAGCGGGCGAUUAGUCGCGUUAGAGAUUGGGCGAGGGCGUGAUUGGAUGAGUGAGUGGGUGAUUGGGUGAUCGAGAGGUUGGGUGAGUGAGGGAUUGGUUGAGCGGGUGAGCGGGCGCUUGGUCGAGUUAGAGAUUGGGUGAGUAGGCGACUGGAUG